Messenger RNA from Sipha flava (yellow sugarcane aphid), 1453 nucleotides. RefSeq names its product 5'-AMP-activated protein kinase subunit beta-1 (gene alc). Gene Ontology annotation, cellular component: nucleotide-activated protein kinase complex; nucleus; cytoplasm. The record is from RefSeq and is a predicted model, not a curated record. Lineage: Eukaryota; Metazoa; Arthropoda; Insecta; Hemiptera; Aphididae. Gene Ontology annotation, biological process: signal transduction. Bases 439 to 1236 code for a protein of 265 amino acids. Gene Ontology annotation, molecular function: protein kinase binding. The transcript is spliced from 8 exons.
AGUCAUUGGAUCACUGUGAAAAGUAGCAGUGACUGCCACAUUUUAAUAUCACAACAGCCUAACCAAACGGGCGGCGGCACAGCUGACUUCAAGGAAACACUUCCCGGAAACGUGCGCACCGCACCAAUUAAACCGUAAACACUAUUUACCAGUUUUUACAAUAACACACAACGGCCUUGGAAGUCCGAUUUCGGUGUGCGGCGGGCAAUGAAGAAGUAAACACGUUGGUUCAUCAAUCCGUUACCCAGCUCUAUUUUAGCUAGUGCAAUAGAAUUAUUCCACGUUCAAUAAUCGAUCGCCGCGAUCGUCCCACCGCUAUUGAAAUACUGCAUGAUAAGGAGAGUUCAAAAGUCUACGGGUGAUUAACAGCUACUAAUCUCGCGAGACAAUAGAUUCGAUCUCGGUGUCGGCGCCGCCUGUUGUUAUUCAUCGAUCGUGAUGGGCAACACCAGUGGAAGUCAACGGCACAGCAAAUCGGCGGGCCUGAUGGUUCCGUCAUCGCCCACCAAGGAAGUGCAAAGUCAAGCGUUCGUUUUCGAUAAGAACUCGGACGCCAACGCACUGCACGAGCCCGAUCCGUUGUACACGAAAAACACGUCCAAACCAAACGAUGACGAUUUUGCCGAUGGCAUACCUCGUUCUAUGUCAGCUAGUGACACCGAAAACAAAAUGCUACCGACUGUGUUCAGAUGGGAAGGUGGUGGCAAACAAGUUAGUAUAAGUGGCACAUUCUCGGAAUGGAAACCUAUACCAAUGGUUCAGAGUCACAAUGAUUUUGUUACUAUAAUUGAUUUGCCAGAAGGUGAACACCAGUAUAAAUUUUGUGUCGAUGGUAAUUGGCAAUGUGAUCCCAAAGUUUCAAUGAUUGAAGGUGAUCCAGGUAUAACAAAUAACAAAGUUGUUGUAAAGAAAACUGACUUUGAAGUUUUCCAAGCCUUAGAUGUUGAUGCAGUUGGUGAAAAUGGCAUUGAAAUAUCUGGUUUUUCUCAAGAUAUUCCUUCAUCAGUUCCUUGGCAAAAGAUUUCUGGUCCACCAAUUUUACCUCCACAUCUUCUGCAAGUAAUAUUAAAUAAAGAUACUCCAGUUUCGUGUGAACCAACACUUCUUCCAGAGCCAAUCCAUGUAAUGCUCAACCAUUUAUAUGCUCUUUCAAUUAAGGAUGGAGUUAUGGUGCUGAGUGCAACACACAGAUAUCGUAAAAAAUAUGUUACUACACUUCUUUAUAAACCAAUCUGAACUUGAUGAAUGGAGUGACCCAGAUGUGUUUUGUUUGAAACUGUUGGAAUGUGCAAUGUUGCCAUUCCUUGAUUUACAAGUAAGUAGAUAUCUUCGUUUGUUGUUUUUUUAAGCUCUGAAAAUAAAUAAAACCUUAGUAUAAGGGUAAAAUAAGUCUGAGCAAAAGUGAUUUGCUAACUACUUUGCUACAAAAAUAUAAAUAUAUUAUUUUUUUGAU